Acipenser ruthenus (sterlet) is the source of this 9020-nucleotide messenger RNA. RefSeq names its product activating molecule in BECN1-regulated autophagy protein 1-like. The transcript has 19 exons. Gene Ontology annotation, molecular function: protein binding. Gene Ontology annotation, cellular component: intracellular membrane-bounded organelle. Lineage: Eukaryota; Metazoa; Chordata; Actinopteri; Acipenseriformes; Acipenseridae. The record is from RefSeq and is a predicted model, not a curated record. Bases 249 to 4442 code for a protein of 1397 amino acids. Gene Ontology annotation, biological process: autophagy.
UUUUAAAAAUCGGCAAGGGAGACGAUAUUAAUAUAGUUGAUAUACAUAACUGUAACCCCUUUCGAGCCAAUUAUUUUAUCUAGGAUUUCCAGGUAUCCUGCGUCUUGCAGAAAUUGCAACAGAAAACACAGAAAUAAGCUUCAUAUGAGCCCUGUCCUGUGGGAUUCUGCAUGGCCUGUGUUUAGCUGCCCAGACUACCUGAUCCGUAGCCCAGGUCCUAAGGCUGGCGUGGGGCUCCUCGGUUAGCUAUGAAGGUCAUCCAUCAGAAGAACUCUGUGCAGAUCCUGUCUGGGCGAGAGCGUGGUGCCCAAGGUUUUGGCUCUCAGCGCCUGCUGCAGCAACUCGUGGAAGAUAAAACCCGAUGGAUGAAAUGGGAGAGUCAGAAAGUGGAAUUGCCAGACAGCCCUCGCUCAACCUUCCUCUUGGCUUUUAGCCCGGACAGGACCUUAAUGGCUUCCACCCAUGUGAAUCAUAAUAUCUACAUCACUGAGGUGAAGACAGGGAAAUGCAUUCACUCGCUGGUGGGGCACCGUCGCACCCCCUGGUGUGUGACCUUUCACCCCAUCAUAUCGGGGCUUGUGGCGUCCGGGUGCCUGGAUGGAGAGGUCCGCAUUUGGGAUUUACAUGGUGGUAGCGAGAGCUGGUUCACAGAGAGCAAUGUGGCAAUAGCAUCCCUGGCCUUUCAUCCCACAGCACAGCUCCUGCUCAUUGCCACAAACAACGAGAUUCAUUUUUGGGACUGGAGCCGACGGGAACCUUUUGCUGUGGUGAAAACCGCCAGUGAAAUGGAGCGAGUCAGGUUAGUGAGGUUUGAUCCAUUGGGCCACAAUCUUCUGACAGCGAUUGUGAAUCCUUCAAACCAACAGAAUGAUGAUGACUCGGAGAUCCCUAUGGACAGUGUUGAGAUGCCCCACUUCAGGCAGCGCUCGUUCCUGCAGUCCCAGCCUGUGCGUCGGACCCCCCUUCUCCACAACUUCCUCCACAUGCUGUCAUCGCGGACCUCGGGGACGCAGGCAGGGGAGCAGAGCCAGAGCGAGGACAGCGGCGUACCCCCGAGCCUGCCCUCUGGGGAGGGCAGCCGCUACACUUCCGUCAGGGACCGGCCAGCCUACCAGGGCUGCGUUCAGCACUUGGGAAUGGUCUGCUUCUGCAGCCGCUGCUCCGUGGUCCGUCCGUCCUCUUCCUCCCCACUACAGAGCGAGGACACUGCCCCCUCGGCUUCCUCCGACCUCUCUGCAGCCUCCACCUUCUCCUCGGCCCGGACCGAGCCUCGCCUCCCUCCUGAGCGGCCCGCAGGCCAGCAUGAGCAGCGGGUGAGCGAGCGACCCUCCGCCUUCAUCACUGUGCACGGCAGCACGGCCGGCAACUCCCUCCGGAAUCUCUCCUCUGGGCCUGGACGAAGGGGACUCUUAGGGCUGGCAUCUAACCAACCCAUGGGUCACCAGCAGCUGAACAGAGACUCUUCGGGGCGACUGGCUGGCACCGACUGGACCGGGAGCAUGUUGAACAUCCGGACAGAAUCUGCGAGUGCUGUAGGGGGCGGGGGCAGCGGCGGUGGCGGCAUGCCCCCACCGAGGACUAGCGCCUCCUCUGUCAGCUUGCUCUCCGUGCUGAGGCAGCAGGAAGGGAGUUCCCAAGCUCCUGUCUACACCUCAGCCACGGAAGGAAGAGGGUUCCCUGGGCCAAGCACCAGCAACAGUGGUUCGGUGGGGGCUGGAGGAAGCCAGCCACCUCUGGGAGGAGAGGGGACCCAGAGCAGCCAGGCUUCUAUCCGCAACGUCCUACAGUGCAACCUGAGCCGCUACUUCAUGGAGUAUGACCGCAUGCAGGACAUGGACCAGGGAAUGAGCCAGGGGGAGGCCAGUCAGUCUCAGCAAACACAGGAGCUGCUCAACAACAACAUUGACCCUGACAGACCAGGGCCCUCCCAUUACCAACCUCCCCACAGCAGCGAAAACAACUCUAACUUGUCCCGGGGGCAUCUGAACAGGUGCCGGGCUUGCCAUAACUUACUGACCUUUAACCACGACACCCAGCGGUGGGAGAGGACUGGCCAAGCUGCCUCUUCAGCCAAUGAGGAAAGCACUUCUUGGCAACCUCCAAACCCGCCCUUUGAGGGUUUAGGUCAAGGGGCGAGCCAACCCCAGACUCCCGAGAGGAGAGGCAAUUCUGGGGGGCCAGAUCCGAGCAGUGGCGCCCCCAGCAAUGAGAGCAACUUCCCCAGGCAAGGUCCUUCCAAUCCACAAGCGGAGCAGACAGUAGGACUGGUGUACAGCCAGGAAAUUGGACAGUGGGAAAGAGUUUACGGGCAAUCAGCUUCAAGCCGAACCGGGAAUGUAUCACAAGAGGCCUUAAACCAAGAAAUGCCUGAAGAGAAUUCGGACGAAGAUUCUCUUAGGAGGAGGCUGUUGGAGUCCUCUCUUAUUUCCCUCUCUCGAUAUGACAUGUCGGGAUCUCGUGAUCACCCCAUUUAUCCCGACCCCGCUAGGUUGUCCCCAGCUGCAUAUUACGCCCAGAGGAUGAUCCAGUACCUUUCCCGGCGAGACAGCAUCCGCCAACGCUCGCUGCGCUACCAGCAGAACCGACUGCGGCCCUCACCCGACAAUCCGCCUGCCAACCCCUCCCAGUCCAUGGAGAACAACGAGGUCGACUUUGAGGAGUUUGAGGAUAAUGGAGAGCGAGCCAGACACAGAGCGCCACGGAACGCCCGGAUGUCUGCCCCCUCACUGGGGCGCUUUGUUCCUCGACGUUUCUUGUUACCAGAGUAUCUGCCGUAUGCUGGGAUUUUCCAUGAAAGGGGACAGCCUGGCUUGGCAACUCACUCCUCCGUUAACAGGGUCCUAGCAGGUGCUGUGAUUGGAGAUGGGCAGUCAGCAGUGGCCAGUAACAUUGCUAAUACAACUUACCGUCUCCAGUGGUGGGACUUCACCAAAUUCGACCUUCCAGAAAUCAGCAAUGCCUCCAAUAAUGUUUUGGUCCAGAACUGUAAGAUAUACAAUGAUGCCAGCUGUGACAUUUCUGCAGACGGGCAGCUGCUGGCAGUGUUCAUUCCCAGUAGCCAGAGAGGUUUUCCAGACGAAGGCAUCCUAGCGGUUUACUCUCUGGCACCACACAACCUCGGAGAGAUGCUGUACACCAAGAGAUUUGGUCCGAAUGCUAUCUCGGUGAGCCUGUCCCCUAUGGGGCGCUAUGUGAUGGUGGGGUUGGCGUCUCGGAGGAUUCUCCUGCACCCCUCCACGGAGCACAUGGUGGCACAGGUGUUCCGGCUGCAGCACCCCCACGGUGGAGAGACCUCUAUGAGGAGAGUCUUUAAUGUCCUAUACCCGAUGCCAGCGGACCAGAGAAGACACGUCAGUAUAAACUCUGCUCGUUGGUUACCAGAACCAGGUUUGGGCCUUGCCUAUGGGACGAAUAAAGGGGACCUGGUGAUCUGCAGGCCGGUGGCAUCCAACUCUGGUGCAGAGUAUUUCUGGGACCAGCUGAACGAGGCAAACUUCACCGUCAACAACAACAGUGGCAGCAGCAGCAACCGCAGCACGGAGAGGCCAGGGACCAGUAGGGCUAACUGGAGGUCAGAUAGGGAUAUGGGUUUGAUGAAUGCGAUUGGUCUACAGCCUCGGCACCCCGCCCCCUCAGUGACAUCACAAGGCACGCAAACACCCAUCUUGCAGUUACAGAAUGCUGAGACCCAGACCGAUAGAGACCUGCAGGAGCCAAGCACCUCUACAAAUGCCAAUGCAGUCCCCGGACCACAGGAGGACUCAGCCCCCAGCACCAGUACAGAUAUGACCGCUGAGAACUUGAAUCAGGACAGUGGCACCGCUGAGGCAUCGUCAGAAGCAGGCACCAGUGCUGCUAACUCCGGCGAGGGCUCGGAGUACAGCUCCGGGGAGGACGCCCUAUCCCGGAUCCGCCGGCUCAUCGCAGAGGGGGGGAUGACGGCCGUUGUGCAGCGCGAGCAGAGCACCACCAUGGCAUCCAUGGGAGGGUUUGGCAACAACAUCAUUGUGAGCCACAGGAUCCACCGUGGCUCCCAGACCGGGGCCGACUCAGCAGGGGCCAGGGGAGCCCGAGAGGGCAGAGACUCUUCCCCACCCGGCCCCUCCACCUCCACCUCCACCCCCUCUCCGCAUAGCACCAUCACCAUCACAGAUCCUGGCAGGAGCCGCUGCCGCAUCCUUGCUCACACUUUGCAAUUGACUAACGAACCGGACGGCUCCAGGAACGCUCUGCCGGCUUCCGAAGAGAGGGCCCUCUCCCCACAGUUUGCUAACAUCUUCUCAUCUGAAGGAGCAAGCACUUCCAGGAAUGAACCCGAUGCCCCUGUGGACACAGACGACGUGUUUGAGAACAGCUACCCAGAUAACGAAGGCCUCCACACUUCUUCUGCCACAAACAAUAACAACAACAACAACUACACAGAGGAUCCCUACAGUCGAUAAGGGUUCAUAAAAAUGCUGGGUCUUUAUUGUGUGAGAACACAGGGAUAUAGACUGAUGCCAGCUAUCUGACUGGCAGCUGGCAGAUAUACAGUACAAAGGAAUGUGUCUGUUUUUGAAUCUGGUGUUACAUGUCCUUCAGUCUUUAGCUCUCCUUUUCAUAGGGACUACAACCCUAAAGCAACCAUGCCUACUUUAAUGGCUCUAAGCACCUAGGUAUUUACUCAGUUCCUGUUGCAAGUAUUUUUUUUUACUUACAUUUGUUCUUGCAAUAUUUAGCUUCCUAUGUAGAAACAAUAGCAAAUUAGUACUAUGAUCAUUCCAUGCCCGUACUUGAAUACUAUAAUGCUAGCUUUGUUUUAGAAAAGGUUGCUACACGCAAAGUGCUGUGUAUGUAUGAUGGUUACAAGGUGCUGUUUAAAUACCUAGAUCAUUAAUUAGGGUUUCGUGUGUACAGUAGUCGGUGCUACUUGAUGAGAAAAGCAUUACUUUCUGGGGGGUGAUUUAAAGAAAAAAGUGCCAGCCCAUCAGCUGUCUGUGAUCUGUCAAUUAUGUUUUCCAGUGUGAAAAGCUGCUCUAUUUUGAGCAUGAGCUUAGUUGUAUAACAUGUAAAUCUGUUUGUAAUUAAGAAAAAAAAAAAAAAACCUGUUCAUAAGCAGACUGCUUCUUGGCAGUUGUAUUCACCCUGUUCUAGGACUAGGCUGUGGAAAGAACCAUGGGAUUUGUAGUCAUCCGAGUACAGCUCCAGUCAAAUGGAAUGCAGAAAGACUACAGCUCCCAGAGUUCCUUCCACUUCCUUUCCCUGUUGUGUAUCCAGGGUUUGAGUAAAAAAAAAAAAAAGAGGAAGCCAUUUUCCUUAAGAGUAGCUUUGUGUUGUUAAUCACCAUCACUAUUCAAUGGAGGAUUGCUGCUCCCACAGUGAUAUGGAAAGACACUUGACAGCAUAACUGGCUAGUGCUGCUUUGCAUUAGAAAAUACAGAACACUGGUUGUGUGAUAGUUGCCUGGUUUUCUUUCUUGGCGCGUUGAGAAUAGCCCAGUUUCAUUGUAUUAUUUUAAUUUUGUUUUACUUGCCUAAGGCAUGACCUCAAUUGAUGCCCACCCCCCUCCGUCUGCCUGCCCUCUAAAAUGUGCAAAAUAAAAGUGGCAUUCAAGUCACCCUCUGUGUUUCUUCUAGCUGGACAUUUGCACUCAAGGAAUUUGGAAAUCCGCCAGUCAGAGGUCAUCAUUGGCAGUCUUUCUUCUUAUUUACAGCUGACUGCAGAUUCAAACUGGACAUUGUAAUCGCCAACCACUAGUUUGGAGAGACUUGAGAUUUGCACCUGGGUUGACUGCGUUUGUUACCACUAGCGAAACACAAUGAAAAACAGCUCCAGACAUGCAUGGGAGGGCUAGGUUGAAGGUGUUGGGAUUAACUAGAUGACCUCUUAUGAUAUAACUUGAAACAGGCAAGCAGCUCACAACUAUACAGAGCUGCUCAUGAAGAGCUUCUCAUUGGUGGUCUAGAGCAGAUUUCUGAGGGGAAGCUUAUAUGCUUUGAUUUUGUCGUAGAACAUAGGAUUCAUACCUGUAGAUUUUUAAUGUAUUUAUUUGUUCAUGGUAGCUUGUUAUCACAAACCCAGUUUGUUCCUCAAACUGGAGGAUAGCGACCCUCUUAGAUCUGUUGCACCAUAGCCAAGGCUGUAUUUUUUUCACGGAUUUCACGAUUUCUGUCAAAUUUACCCAUUGCCGUGUAAUAUGUAGUUCCCGUGAAAAUUCCCCAUUUAGGAAAGGAUAGUGUAAUUAUUGAUAUUUUUAUCAAAGUAAAUACAGCAAAAGUUUGCCUUGAUGAUGCACUACCUGUUACAUUGCAUUUAGGAACCUGCCAGCCAGUUUAGUUUGCUUCCGGUAAAUGAUUGAACACAAACUGCAUAGAGCUGCACGAUUUCUUUAAAAUGUCUUCAACGAAAAAGACACCAGCUGCAUCAAAGAUCAGAAAUAUUUCUGCUAAAUAUCACUGUCCACUUUAUUUUUUAUUUUUUUUUCAUAAUUCACUGAUGAAAAUAGAAUGUCUUUUAAAAGGUAGACAAAAAUAUUCUACAAUUUUCCAGUCAGCACUUAAAUAUUUAGGAACAUUGGUUGUAUAAUAACUCUAGAGAAAAUGAUCAGUUGAGUGACAAUGGUAUUUCUGCUUUAAUAAAUAUUAUGUUUAAUCGUGGAAUAUCUGAAAUAUCUAUUUUUUUUUUAAAUGCAAAAUGCAGUGAAACAAGCCAUUUUUUACUGUGAAAAAAAUACAGCCCUAGCCAUAGCUUUGCAGCGGGUAACCGGUACCCUAAGUCUGUGCUGAAAUUGGGUUUGCCUACCUCAUGCUGCCAUCAGUGGCCAUAUACUUGAAGCAUGCCUUUCACUAAUUUCCAGAAGAAUGUGAUAAAGUGGUUAGAAGCUAGGUCCCUUACAAGUGAAAGCACUUCCUUGGUGCCAUUUCAGAAAGGACUGCUUAUCAAGUAUGAAGGGUACAGAUUUGUUUGAUCGAAAGCGUUAUCAAAGAAAUAUAAAUAAAAAAUGAUACUCUAUUUAUAAAAAAUAAAUAAAAAAAACCCAUUGAAGAUUUAAACAUCUGUGUAAAAUCAGAAUGAUGGAGCUGCACCUGUAAUUGGAAUGUAUCUGGCUAGAACUUAGAAUUGUAGUUUAGCAAAAUUUACAUAAAGAAAGACCAGGAAUUGAAAGGAGUUCUUAAAUGUGGCAGAUGUUACAGUAUUUUGAAGAGCGUGUGAAUUGUUAAGCUUUAUUUUGUUUCUUAUGACUUUUAAAAGGCACUCUGGCUAUUAAUUUUUUUUUUUUAUGUUUUAGUGUUUUGGUCUGAGCAGCUCAAUCAGCCAGGACAGCAAGUUCAAUAGACUAAUUUAUAAUUAUUGUUCCAGAAUGGCAGCCUCUAGAACAGGGGUGUCCAGUCACUGUCCUGGAGGGCCACUCCACUCCGAGAUUAUCAACUACUUCAGGGUCUGGAUGGAAGUUUAAUUUGUUCAAUUAAACCAUUUAGAACAGUGUUGGAACAAAGAUCUGGAGUGGAAGGGCCAGCUUUGGACACCCCUGUUCUAGAACAAAACAUAGAUAACAUGAUCUGGCCUGCUGAUUAUUUUCUAAAACCUAAAAACAUCAAUUUUCUGCUGAAAAAAAUCUGGAUCGUUUCUUUUAUUUGGUGUGGAGUUCAUGUCUAUAGCCUUUUGAUCUUUUAGAAAAAGGGGCCUUUUGUUUUGGAAGGUACUUGGAUUUGUGCAAGUUGGAUCAAAUAUUGUAUGCUGUUACCAACUAUUUAGAUCGAGCUGUCCUUUCUAGCCUUAACUGAUUUGUAUUUAAAAUGUGUGUUUCUGCAAGUACUGUAUACCUCUUUGUUUCAGCAUCCUCUAAUGUUUACAGCCAUUCAUUGUAAGUAAGAUCGUUUUAAACAGGUCCUUUUUUUUUUUUUUUUUGACAAAGGAGUACAUUUACACUUCAUGUUCAUUUCAGACUUUCCAUGUCUACCAGGGUGUGUAGCUAAAACAAACUUCAUAAAAAAAAUAACCUGCUUCAUGCAGGUUAUAGUCACCCUUGCUUUGUUGUUUUACAGUUCUUUAGACAACUGGGUUGUUAAUGCAUGACAGGAAUGGUCUUGAAUUGUGCAGCUAAUGAAGAGCAUCGCUGAGCUAGGAUUUAAUAUUGCUUCGAAAUUCAAAUGCACUAUCAUUUACCUUGAAGAAUUGUGCUACUUAGUGUAUGGGUACUGAAUAUUGCUGAAGCUGUCUGGACACUAUGGGUCAUCUUGUGAGAAGUUUGGACACUUCUAAGCAAGACAGUUUGAGUUCUGAAAACUUGAAUACAAGGGUUGCAUAUAUUCCAUCUACUGCCAGUUUGAAUAUAUAUAUGUUAUGUCAUUUAAACUUUGCAUCAAUAUACAAUAGAUACAUAUUACUACAGAUAGACAUAUGUAGACAUCAUUACAUCAAGUAUGCUGAAUGGUUUGAUUUAUACAUACUAAGAUUCCUACUACUUGGCAUUGGAUGUGGGAGUCAUUUCUUUUUAUUAUUAAUAUUUUUUUUUAAAGAUAUUAUUGGAUUUGCACAACACUUUAACUUGAAGCUAAGGGUGUUCAGCAUUAGGCUUUAUGCUAACCACUUUUUAUCAUGACAAGACACUGCUUAAAACUGUUCGUGCACAAUGUUGCUUUUAGGUUAAAGGUAAUACUAGCUUACAAAAUAAUGCAAAACAAAUACAGUAGGAGAAGUAGUCUGUACAAUCAGAUAGAACUUUAUUUCCAUGCAUCUUGUACCUCCAUCAGAAGGGGGAGGUUAUUCCAUGCAGGACUGUCUUGUGUCCCUGGUACCAACCAUUCUAUCCUUCAUCUGCAUGUGAACUGCUCACUGUAUGUGUAGCUACUAGUGAAAUUUAAGUUCUUUUUGUUUUUUGUUUUUUUUUUAGUAGGAAACAAUGUGAUUUAAGAUUUUAACUUUUUUUUUUUUUAAACCAUUUUAGAAGAAAAGUGGAGAAUUGUCAAAGUGCAACUAAGUGCUGUGGGAACACCAAAGAUCCUCAUCAUAAUAAUAAAAAUAAAAACAGAAAACUUGAA